GGCGGCGGGCACGGGCGGCACGAGCAGGUGGGAGCCGCCGAGGGGCGAGGCCGCCCGCGGGGGCGCCAGGCGGCGGGCACUGCACCGCGCCCCUGUCCGCGGUGCGCGCUCGCGGUGCGCACCGGGCGUCCUCGACUCUCGCGCGCCUACCCUGCUCCGGCCCUACCUGCGGCGGCCGUCCGGGGCGCGGAGCCCCCAGCGCUGCCGAGCCGCAUGAACAAUAGGCGGCGGCGGCUCCCGCGGGCGGCCGCCCCGCACCCUAUGGACCGGCCGCUCCAUGGAGUCCUCCAGAUCGCUUCUCGGCUGCCUGGCGAGCGCCGCUGCGGCCCCGCCGGGGGAGGAUGCCACCGGUGCUGGGGCCGAAGAGGAGGAAGACGAAGAGGAGGCGGCGGCCGAGCUGGGAUCUCAUGCCACGCUGCCCUACUGGACGGCUGUGUUCGAGUACGAGGCGGCAGGAGAGGACGAGCUGACCCUGCGGCUGGGCGAUGUGGUAGAGGUGCUGUCCAAGGACUCUCAGGUGUCCGGCGAUGAGGGCUGGUGGACCGGACAGCUGAACCAGCGGGUGGGCAUCUUCCCCAGCAACUACGUGACCCCGCGCAGCGCCUUCUCCAGUCGCUGCCAGCCGGGCACGGAGGACCCCAGCUGCUACCCGCCCAUUCAGCUGUUGGAGAUUGAUUUUGCGGAGCUAACCCUGGAGGAGAUCAUCGGCAUUGGAGGCUUUGGGAAAGUCUAUCGUGCUUUCUGGGUAGGUGACGAGGUGGCCGUGAAAGCAGCUCGCCACGACCCUGAUGAGGACAUCAGCCAGACCAUAGAGAAUGUUCGCCAAGAGGCCAAGCUCUUUGCCAUGCUGAAACACCCGAACAUCAUUGCCCUCAGAGGGGUGUGCCUGAAGGAACCCAACCUCUGCUUGGUCAUGGAGUUCGCUCGUGGAGGGCCUCUGAACAGAGUGUUGUCUGGGAAGAGGGUUCCCCCGGACAUCCUGGUGAACUGGGCCGUGCAGAUCGCCAGAGGGAUGAACUACCUACAUGAUGAGGCGAUCGUGCCCGUCAUCCACCGAGACCUUAAGUCCAGCAACAUACUGAUCCUGCAGAAAGUGGAGAAUGGAGACCUGAGUAACAAGACUCUGAAGAUCACUGACUUCGGGCUGGCACGGGAAUGGCACCGGACCACCAAGAUGAGUGCGGCGGGGACAUACGCUUGGAUGGCGCCUGAAGUCAUCCGCGCUUCCAUGUUUUCCAAGGGCAGCGAUGUGUGGAGCUAUGGAGUACUGCUCUGGGAACUGUUGACUGGCGAGGUGCCCUUCCGGGGCAUUGAUGGCUUAGCAGUGGCUUACGGUGUGGCAAUGAACAAGCUCGCCCUUCCUAUCCCUUCUACCUGCCCAGAGCCUUUUGCCAAACUCAUGGAAGACUGCUGGAAUCCUGACCCCCACUCACGUCCAUCUUUCUCUAGUAUCCUGGACCAGCUAACGACUAUAGAAGAGUCUGGUUUCUUUGAGAUGCCCAAGGACUCCUUCCACUGCCUGCAGGAUGACUGGAAACAUGAGAUUCAGGAGAUGUUUGACCAACUCAGGGCCAAAGAAAAGGAGCUUCGAACCUGGGAAGAAGAGCUGACCCGGGCUGCGCUCCAGCAGAAGAAUCAGGAGGAGCUGCUUCGGCGUAGGGAGCAGGAGCUGGCUGAGCGGGAGAUCGACAUCCUGGAACGAGAGCUCAACAUCAUCAUCCACCAGCUGUGCCAGGAAAAGCCCCGGGUGAAGAAACGCAAGGGCAAGUUCAGGAAGAGCCGACUGAAGCUCAAGGACGGCAACCGCAUCAGCCUUCCCUCGGAUUUCCAGCACAAGUUCACGGUGCAGGCCUCCCCGACCAUGGAUAAAAGGAAGAGUUUGAUCAGCAACCGAUCGAGUCCUCCUGCAAGCCCCACCAUCAUCCCUCGCCUUCGAGCCAUUCAGUUGACACCAGGUGAAAGUAGUAAAACCUGGGGCCGGAGCUCAGUUGUUCCAAAAGAGGAAGGGGAAGAAGAGGAGAAGAGGGCCCCAAAGAAGAAAGGCCGGACGUGGGGACCAGGGACGCUUGGACAGAAGGAGCUCACGUCAGGAGAUGAAGGAGUGAAUGGCUUUGGAAGCUUAAGCAUGCGAGAUAGAAGCUUGGAAGGAGAAGCUGAGAGACAUUAUGAGUGGAGUGGCCGGGGCCAUUUCUGCUGGUUCAUCUGCCCCAUGCUUGCCUUGCACUGCAGCCUCAAGUCCCUGGUAGACGGAUACAAGCAGUGGUCAUCCAGUGCCCCCAACCUGGGGAAGGGCCCGAGGAGUAGCCCUGCCCUGCCCGGGUUCACCAGCCUUAUGGAGAUAGAGGAUGAGGAUAGUGAAGGCCCAGGAAGCGGAGAGAAUCAUCUACAGCAUUCACCCAACCAGUCCUACCUCUGUAUCCCAUUUCCUCGUGGGGAGGAUGGGGAUGGCCCCUCCAGUGAUGGAAUUCAUGAGGAACCCACCCCAGUCAACUCAGCUACCAGUACCCCUCAGCUGACGCCAACUAACAGCCUCAAGCGCAGCGGGACCCACCACCGGCGCUGCGAGGUCGCUCUGCUCGGAUGUGGAGCUGUUCUGGCAGCCACAGGCCUGGGGUUUGACUUGCUGGAAGCUGGCAAGUGCCAGUUGCUUCCCCCAGAGGAACCUGAGCCACCAGCCCGGGAGGAAAAGAAGAGGCGAGAGGGUCUUUUCCAAAGGGCCAGUCGCCCUCGUCGGAGUACCAGCCCGCCCUCCCGAAAGCUCUUUAAGAAGGAAGAGCCGAUGACGUUGCUAGGAGACCCCUCUGCCUCCUUGACACUGCUGUCUCUCUCCUCCAUCUCUGAAUGCAACUCUACUCGCUCCCUACUGCGCUCUGACAGUGAUGAGAUCGUGGUGUAUGAAAUGCCAGUCAGCCCAGUUGAAGCUCCACCCCUAACCCAGUGCACCCAGAACCCCCUGGUUAAUGUCCGAGUGGAGCGCUUCAAGAGAGACCCCAACCAGUCCCUGACUCCCACCCACGUCACCCUCACAGCCCCCACACAGCCUAGUGGUCACAGGCGGACUCCUUCUGAUGGGGCACUUAAACCAGCAUCAGUGCCCCCAGCCCUGGGCAGCAGAAGCCCCUCCAGCAAUGGAGUGAGCCCUGGUCCUGGAGCAGGCAUGUUGAAAACCCCCAGUCCCAGCCGAGACCCAGGCGAAUUUCCCCGUCUCCCUGACCCCAACGUGGUCUUUCCCCCAACUCCGAGGCGCUGGAACACACAGCGAGACUCUACCUUAGAGAGACCCAAGACGCUGGAGUUUCUGCCUCGGCCACGUCCUUCUGCCAACCGGCAGCGGCUGGACCCUUGGUGGUUUGUGUCCCCCAGCCAUGCCCGCAGCGCCUCCCCAGCUAAUAGCUCCAGCACAGAGACACCCAGCAACCUGGACUCCUGCUUUGCCAGCAGCAGCAGCACUGUGGAAGAGCGGCCUGGACUCCCAGCCCUGCUCCCCUUACAGGCAGGGCCACUGCCCCCUGCUGAGCGGACACUUCUGGACCUGGACGCUGAGGGGCAGAGCCAGGAUAGCACUGUGCCCCUGUGCAGAGCUGAACUGAAUGCACAUGGGCCUUCUCCAUAUGAGAUCCAACAGGAGUUCUGGUCUUAGUGAAAAAGGGUCAGGGUGGGCAAGGGAGAAGUCGGAGGAGGCAGAGGGAGCUGGCUGGCACAGCCCGGUCUCAGUUAGGCCCCCUGGGAUCCAGACCUCCUCCUUGCACUGAAAAUGCACUUUGAAGACGGAAGGGAUAGCAGCAGGGCCACCGGAGAGUCUCCUGGCCUGCAGUAUCUUUCCUCCAUGUUCACUAGAGGGGCUGUGUCAGCUCUAGCUGUGUGCAUAUGUCCCCACCCUCUGGUCUUCCUCGCCUUUAGGGUGACACAACUGCCUCUUCUCAGCCAACUAGAGUUGUCCCGGGUUCCCUUUGUCAGCCCUGAGUCCUACCUGUUCACACAGCGCUACUGAUGUUCUGUGAUUGAUCUGACUUAUCGUCCUUUCUUCCCACGACUCAGUGUCACCUUUGGUAUUUGACGAGUGUCUUGUGUUCCAAGUCCUUUUGUGCCAGCUGAUGGGUUUAGGUUGGCCUUAUGAAGGCCAAAGGGUUGACAGACCUGGUACUACCACCUGCACGAAUCUCAGUGAGGACUGAGGAUUCAGAGAUGGAGGAGAGGAGGCAGUCGGGAACAAUCCAGUCAGGCUGGGUGGGGAGGCUGAUAGAAGAACCAUGCCUUGGUUUGCUUUGGUUUGGUUUAGGUUUGGGUUUUGGAAACAAAGGCAGACAUCAGCACCCACCGCAGGGCUCCAUCCACCCCUGCUUCAGAUCACGGUUGCACCAGGUUUGAAUGUCAGCAUAUUCAUCUCAGGAAUGGCGUUUGGGAGGCACACUCACUGACCCCGGGUUCCUGAAGCCAGGAACAAUGCCUGCAUUUGUUUGUCAUGUUGGGCUUCCCUUCUUUCCUCCAGUUCCUGGAGUCAGUGUGCUUUAGGUCAUGUGCGAUUCGCAGAUACACCUGAAGUAUGUCAACAUCAUAUGAGGUAGUGUCCUGGACCAUGAGGUAUGGAACUAUGAGGAUUCCUUCAUCCGACUGUCCAUUUUGUGAUGUCCUUGAAGUCAAUGGAAACUUGGUAAUAAUGUUUGGAUGCAGGGAGGCAGCAGUGUGGUACAGUUCCCAAGGCACCCAGUGGGCUGCUGACGCCAUCUCUGUCUCUACACAGAGAGCUUUUGUGCUGGGCCCUAUACCAUGAGCUGGGUAGUAGAGACAAGAAAGGCUAGUGCUGAUGUGUUUAGUAUUUGUUUCUUAAAUGUGAAUAUUGAGCUUCAAAGUGUUUUCACUUAUUUUCGUCACUGUCCACUCCCCCCGAGCCCCUUGUGUUGUAUGUGCACCAUGGCCCUUAUGUGGCAGUGACAGCUUGGUUGAGGUUACAGCCCCCAGUAGUGUUGGAGUCUGUCUGCAGUUCUCUCUGCUGCCGUCUGGAUGCCCAGAGGGUUAGAGCGGCACACAUAGCGCAGGUGACAGAUUUCAUCGUUGCUGUUUCUCUGGGAAGCACAUAUGCGAUGAUGUUGGCUCCCACAAGUUCUUUAUGAGCUCUUUCGCCCUUUGUCUCAACCCUGCACCCCCAGUUACAGACAGGGGAUCAGUACUGAUGGUGUCUGUCAGCCAGAGUUUUGCUAUAAUAUCUGAUCUUCCCUCUUGGUUCUGUGAAAUGAGAAUGAAGAGAUUAGCUUUGCCCCAUACUCAGAUAGGCGAGGGGAGCUCGUGAGCCCCCUCAGUCCCAGCCAACCCAGCGAUGAUGCUCCCCUGUUCCAAGCCACAAUCAUCUGUACACCAGCCCCAAGCAGAGCUUUUUCCUGUAGCCAUCUCCAGGAGAGACAUUGUUAAAGAUGCAGUAUACACUGAGUGGCAACUAUAUGCCAUUGAGUGACAGGUGGAAUCUAGUUCCUCUCCACCCAUCAUUCAGACAGGGGAAGGCUUUGCUGAGGAGAUGAUUGUACCCGGGAGAAGUGAACACAGGACUAUAUAAUCUGCUGCUGGGAGCAUGAGUUACCAUGGGGGAUGUGUGUCUCCUUUAGCUCUUCCAAACCUAUGCAGUGCUGGCCCGCUGCCUGCCACACUGCCGUGCAAGCCUGGAGAUGGGAUGAAUGCUAAGCCGUUACCAUUUGUGUGACAUAGGUUCCCUUGUCUGUGGUCAUGGUUAGGACCAGGCUUGGUGGGUGUGAAUAAACCCACUUACGUGGCAGUGGUUCUCCCUUUCACUUCCCUUUCCUCAAAGACUUGACUGUCUUCUUGGAACGCAUGUCCCUACCUUCAAGAUGCUAACAGGAUUGGAUACUGUUCUUUCCUGUGAGUCUCCUCAGUUCCUGGUGAUAGCCUGGAUCUACAAGGAUAAGCGCUGGCAAGUGAAGCAAGUUCUAGGAAGCUGUUGUGGAUGCUCCUGGUAUUCUCUGACAUUUCUGUGACCUCGUAGACAUCAUCAUUAGGAUAGCCUACAUUUGGACAACUCAGAAUGGGGAUGUUUUUCCUUCUGACCUUUUAAAGUGACAUUAUUUUCUUCAUAUAUGAUACACUUGUCUCAACAGGAAGACAGACAGACACUGUUUGGAUGGUUGGGUCUGGCCACCAGGCUCUGACACCGUACAAGUUGGCCCGCCUCCUCUGUUCUGCUUUUCUUGCAUGACUCUGGUCCUGUGUCUUGAACUCUCUCAGGUUUCCUUCUAAAAGCCUUUAUCAUAUACUUCCCUUGCAAGGGCAUUGAGACACUGUAGCGCCCUGCCAGCUUGAGGGCCAGUCUCUUCCCCUGCAGGAUGAAUAUGUUGGAGCUGGCAGCGUUGUUCUCACCAUCUUUGCCUCUGGGCAUCUUGCCUUAGUUUUGUCCUUUGGCUUCUAGAAGGUGAGUGGUUUGGAGUUGGUUUGACACGAUGAAUGGGCACCCAGGCCAGGCACAUGCUCUUCCACCACAUCAUGUAGCCCAGGUGACUACGUAAUCAUUUUCUAAUCUUCUCCCUACUUAAUCUGUCCAGCUGGGUGUGCUCACCAUUUGUGUCUUGCUGAGGGCCGGGAGCUGGGUGGCAGCAUCUGGAUGGCAGUUUGCUGUCUUUGCUUUUUGAGGAUCAUCCCUAGAGUGUAUUUGGUAAGAAUUUGAAAUCAGGCCAGUUCUGGAAUAAUCUUUGGGAAAAGGGUCCCUAGCAAUGGGACAUCAUGUGUCGGAUGAUGAUGCGCCUCCCUUCACCUCAGGCUGUUGCUCAGGAACACAGACAUUGUGGGGUGUUUAGACCCGACCCUUGCUCCACGCUUUUGCCCCAUGAGAAGGGCCAUUCUUAACUCAUGUCUUCUGCUCAUCUUCUUUCCUCUGCUACCCCACCCACCCCCAUAGCUGGAUCUCCCAUUUGAUGAGCAAGGGCCCACCAAGAUCAAGCUCCUAACAGAGUAAAGAGCAGUGGGCCCUGAAGGCUGGGUGGGCGGCUGCAAGUGUCCAGUGGUGCUCCGCCAUGGAAGCCCCGACUUUUAUCAUGUUUAUUUGAUCGUGUGCCUUUGGAUGGGUGUGUGAGGAGUUGUGCAUUCCGAUAGGUCAGAAGCACACAUCUCUAGAAGCCUGGGAAAGAGGCAGGUCCUACUGUUGGCGAAGUACUGAACUUCCUCUAAGGACUUAAUAGACUGGAAUUAGGGUAGAGGUAAGAGUGGCUCCCAAGGAGUUGUGGGUGGCUAGAACCUGGCAACUUAAGCUGUCCAUUUUCAAGUCAAAGUUUGCCAAUAAUCUGGUCCUCAGAAGCCUGGCUGUGAGCUGGAGAUGAUACUCCUCUGCUUAAAGCCCUUCUAACUUCAAAACCUACAUCUUAGCUAGGUUCAGGGAUCCAUUCCUGGAAGCCCAACCCCUCAGGAGACUGAGGCAGGGCAAUUGAUUCAGCCCCAGGUGUGAUGUCAGUCUGGAGCAACACAGCAAAGUCCUAUUUCUUAAACGUGUGAUGCCAGAACCCCGGCUCCAGCACAGCAACAUUGCUUCCCUUGGUGGAGAAAGUGAGAAUGUCUGUGUGACUGGAGGUCAAAGGCUACAGUUGGCCACUCUAUAUGGCUCAGUCAUAUAUCACCUGUCAUUCAUUGUCCUUGGCUUGGCCUGAGAAUGACUUCCUGUCAUGAUUUAGUUGUUGGAGACUCAUUUCCAGAUGGCAAAACAAUAUUUUCCUAGUUCAAAAAUUGUAAUAAAAUCCACACAUGGAAGGAAAAAGGCCCUUCACCUCAGACUCUGGCAUAGCUGCCUGGAGGCUCACCAUCUCUGGUGCCUAGUUGGAGGGCAGGAAUCAGGAGCUGGGAUGGGUAAUUAAUACACAUCUAACUAGUCUCACCCAGAGCUGGGUUCAUGGUUAGGUUUGCAAGCCAGAUUUUUUUUCAUGAACUUCUAGGUAUUUCCAUUCACCGCCUUUGUCCAUUUCUGGAGGCACCUGGGCCUCCCUAAGCUGCGGGGAGGCACUGGACUGACUUUUCAGAGUACUCGGCUCUGCCCUGGCACUGACUGGUCCUCGAUUUCUUACUGCCUUUGUCCCUGCAUCCUCUCUAAGUCUCAUGUUGGAAAAGAGAAGAUCCUGGGGAUGGUGGGCGCUAACCUGAGCUGUUAGCUCCUUUGGAAACAGGCCUGCCUUGCCGUGCCCUGACUGACCCUCUAACUGCUCUGCCCAGCCCUUGGAUUGUCAGAUGUGAUUGUGGCAGCAAGAUGGUGUCUCAGGAUAGGGAAUGAGAACACAUCUAGAUUUCAAAGGCCAGCCUUUCUUGCUGGGAAGGAGGGGAGCAAGUCCUCUGGUCAGAAUGGCUGUAAGGGAAACCCUGACCUGUGGAGACCCCUUGGAAGUGAAAUGGCGUCCUUUGCACUCACUCAAGAUCACGUUUCAGAUUCUUCACACCUCCAUACCUGCACAGACAACCUUAAGGCUGAGCACCAACAUGUCAUGGAUGUUUUUAUCUGGCAUUUUAGAACGUUACAUUGAAGAAUGGUUUAGCCUUUGGUUGCUUUUUUUUUUUUUUAACCUCCCUUUGAAAUUUGUAUCCAAUGCAAGUGCCUCACUCGCCUCACCCUGGUAUGAGACAGGCCCUACCUGCCUGUCUGCUGGGGCUCCAGAUGGAGUUGUGGCUUUGUGUUUUAUUCUCACUACCACCUCGUACCACAAGUUCUCAGUGCUGCUUGUCAUCCCUGGGAGACCUUGCAUUCAAACACAAGGGGGAAACGCACUGUUCCUAUCAUUGGCCCUGUAGGCAGGGUAACUUGUCCUUCCUUUCUUCGUGUCCUCCAUGUCCUCCGGCUGCCUUUUAGGCUCUCAGAAGCAUUCCUGGAGAAGGAAAGGAGUCCUGCAGAGAGAAGCCUAGAGGUUCUCAACUUAAACUUCUCUGGGAAUUCUAGAAGUAAAUAGACCUCAUUCAUCUGUCCUGGGUCUGAGGAAUGAGUCAAUGGAAGAAUGGAAGCUCUCCUGCUUCCUGUAUGUUAAGCCUUGUGACCGCCCCCCCGCCACACACACAGAGCAAACCUUCACACCGUGCACUAAGGUUAGGCUCACUGCCAUUAUUUCCCACCUUAACGAUCUUGUUGCUCAUGCCGUCUUUUUCUACCUCCAGCUCCAAGGCCACGUCUGCUGUGGCUUAUUAUUUCUUUUAUGAUCAUCAAUACUAUGGACGGGGUCUCAUGUAACCCAGACAGGCCUCAAACUUGCUAUAUAGCUAAGGAUGACCUUGUACCAUGGGUCCUCCUGCCUCCACUUGCCAGAGGCUAAGAUUACAGGUGUAUAACACAGCUUUCCUUAUUACUCUAAGAAUGAGAUGAGGGCUUAUCCUGGCCCAGGGGGGGAACUGAACAACAAACUUUAAGAAACGACUACUAAGUCUUCCACCUAAGGAGCUUCUGUCCGGAACUGUAUGUGUGUGUAUUUUGUGACUCCUUACAGCACUCCCCAGAGUUGGUGGGUAUCACCUGCAUCCAAGAAUGUGUGGACAGACUUGGGGUGUUUGUACUGCGUACCUACAGUCACAGAUCUGGAAAGCAAGUUGCUGAUCUCUCUGCUCUAGCCUGUGAACGCAUUUCUAGACCAUGGUUGAAGAGCAUUUGAGGUGAAAUUAACCCAUCCUGGGUCCACGUAGGUUCUGAAAUCACCCUUCCCAAGGAGUUGUGUUCUCUGACUGAACUGUGAUCUCCCCGAGCCCAGCAAGCCUCAUUAUUGCUGUGGUAGCUUUCUCCUUCACCUUUCUCAGUUCUGCAGGGAUUUUGAUCUCCCUGGGAUGACUGUCUGCCCUGUAGAUCCCCUCCCUCCCAGCACCAAGAAGUUCCUGGGUCUCUGCUGUCCCACUUGGAGCUUCCUCAUAGUGCUCCUCCACCUUGCUUCCUUCCCAGUUCUUGGAGCUUGGGAGCUUGUUUCAGCUCCUGUCUUCUAGGGAGUUGAGGAUGUUGUCCUUUUGUCGCCUUGAGCCUUGGUACCCAGCUAGCAAAGCAGGGAAGUGUUGAACUCACUAAUGUUCUGCUUCCCCCGGCCCCUGUUCCUCACGUUUGUCCACAGCAAGGCCGCCACAGAGAGCGGUCUGAGGCUCUGUUCAAGGUCUCAAGGAGAGGCAUUGAAUAGGCCCUACUUUUCUGAAAAGCUGUCUUUGGGGCUUUCUCCUGUAAGGGCCCUCGAGUCUACAAGGUAAGGUGAAAGUUGUUUGUUUUGUCGUUCAGUAUUUAACUACAAGCUUCCUUUUCUGCGCCAGUGUCUUCUUUGUGAGUCCCUCCUUGAGCCCCUGUUUGCUUUGGAAUUUAAAUUAUUGUGUGUUGUCAGAAGUAUUUAAAGAUAGAAGAGUCCUGAAGGAAGCUUAUUAUCAGGUUCUUUUCUUUGGCCUUUUCUCUUCAUUUGUUUCAAGGUACUGUAUAUCGUUGAUGGGAUGCCAAGCGGGCUUGGUUCAGUGGCUAAGCCCCGCACUGUAUUAUGGUGUGAUGUUGAUCUCAGCCUGAUCCCAACACCAGAGCUCUCAGAGACUUGAAUAAAACUGUCAUAAUGGUCA
Molecule: messenger RNA, 10536 nt
Organism: Rattus norvegicus (Norway rat)
Lineage: Eukaryota; Metazoa; Chordata; Mammalia; Rodentia; Muridae
Source: RefSeq, a predicted model, not a curated record